AUGCAACAUCCUACCCUCCAAAAUGUCCGCAUUCGCUCGACGCGCGAUGCCCUUCAAGUAUUCCAUGGAGUCGCCACCCAUCGCCUACCUUUAAUCACGAGACGGUUGGAUGCAGAAGAGCGACGAAACAUCGUCCCCGGAAAUGUCUACGUCUGGGAAGAACGUGGGGCAAACACCGAGCCGACGGGUCUCGGAAUGGAGCGAUGGACUGAUGGAAUGGGAUGGGGUCCCAGUCGGGUCCGCGAUGAAUUCUUGUUUUAUCAUCAGAAGGACUCGGACGUCACUGACGAUCUCGUCAAUCCUGUCACUCCGUGGGCGCAGAUGAUGAGGAGACCCGCCGCACGGCCUAACACCAGGCCAUUCUCGGUUGAUGUUCGCCCAGUGCCCGAGUCAGAACGUCUCAUCAAACAGACAUACAGUGUACACGUAUCAUUGCCUGCUGACAGGCCCAAGGGAAUCAUCAGGAAGUGGCAUCUCACCGCUUACUUUAGCCCGCACAGGUUAGACGAACUUGAUACCAUCGAUAAUCUUCGUGGUGUAGGCGACAUUGUUGUGCCAGAAGGGUGGUUCCGAAGCGCUCGCAUUGGACGAAAUCGACGAGAUAGCCGAACGCAUGCACUUCCCUCAACCUCCGAGGGCCCUGGCCAUUCGCCCACAUCGUCAGGCUCAAAUUUUUAUCUUCCAUCGGGUUCUCACCACCAAUACCCAUCACCUUCUCAGCAUUCAUCCCCCGCAUCUCCAUCGGGCUAUUCGAUUCCUGCGUCGCCGCCUCGCUCUGUGGUGCAUCCCCAGCAUCAGCUGGUGCCUCUAGAGGUCCUCGUCCAGACGGCUGGACCGAGGCGUGAUCCAGCAGACGAACUGCUACUGCGCCGAUUCUCCUCGUAA
Molecule: messenger RNA, 885 nt
Organism: Cyclocybe aegerita
Lineage: Eukaryota; Fungi; Basidiomycota; Agaricomycetes; Agaricales; Hemipholiotaceae
Source: the annotation of a GenBank genome assembly